GGAAAUGAUUUCAUCUAGCAUAUGCACAAUGACGUAAACACGCUAGUUUGUGUAUCAAAAUUUCAAUUCCACACCUUUCUCCUCGGAAACUUCGAAGCUCUGGGCGGCCAGCCAAAAUCCGAAUUGGCGAUCAAAUGGGAACUUUGAUUCCUCAUUCUCACUCCUCAUAAGCUCAAAACCCUCCAAAUUCAAACCCCAAUUUGUCGAUUCUUUCUUCUUCUACCUAUCUGUUUCUUCCACACGACUCUGAACAUUUUGACGAAUUUGUAUAAAAAUCCCAAGAAUCGAAUUCGCACAACAAUCGGCGUGUUCCACCAUGAGUUUCUCGAUGAUGGGUUCUUCGGGGUGUGAAAUUUUGGUGCGAAAUUCGCACCAGAAGACUGUGAAGUUCCAAUUGUUCCAUGAAAGAGAGAAGAAGAUAGUGUUCAAGUUCUCCAAAUCUAGGUCUAACCCUGUGAGAGCUCUACUUAGCAAGCAUGAAGCGAUUGAGUUUGAAGAGAGGACAAGUCCCAUCGAGGUCAGAAUAGAGAUAGCAAAAUGCUAUGAAUUAAUAAACAGACUAGGUAAAGGAGUUGUUUAUCUUGGAUCUUCAAGGAUGGGACCCGAUCAUGCUCAUUACAAGCAAGCUUUUGAAUUGAGUAGAGAGAUUUCAGAACUUUUGGAUUGCACUACUUGGUCAGGUGUUGGUCCGGGUCUUAUGGAUGCGGUUACGAAAGGUGCUUUGCAAGCAGGAAACCCUGUAGGUGGAUUCAAAAUCGGUAGAGAAUCUGGUGAAUGGACAUCCUCAAAGUUUCAUCCCUACCUUCCGACAGAAACUUAUUUUACUUGCAGGUUUUUCUCUGCAAGAAAGCACGGGCUCGUCGAUGCUGCAGUUAGAAGCUGUAGUUCCGAUAGGACUGCUUUUGUUACUCUCCCUGGCGGUAUUGGUACUUUUGAUGAGGUGUUUGAGAUUCUAGCUUUGAUUCAGCUUAGGAGAAUAGGGUCAGAAUUUCCAGUUCCUUUCUUGUUGAUGAACUACGACUCUCUCUACUCGAAGUUGCUCGAAUUUUUCGAUGAUUGUGAAAAGUGGGGUACCUUGGCAAAGGGAGAGGUCGAUUCGCUUUGGAAGGUUUGUGACAAUAACGCGGAAGCCGUUGCGUAUUUGGCCAGUUUUUACAAUUUAUGUCAUCAUGAUAGAGUGAAGAAUGAAGUUGGAUUGGAAAGCACACGUUGAACUUGAAGAGGACUUGAUUGAAAUAACUUUCUAGUGUAAAUCAGUAUGGUUUUCUUCUUCUUUCCCUUGUAUUCUUCUGCAAUAGCAAUGUACCAUUUAUACCUGGAUGGAUCAUAGGCCAUGGGAAUUCCUUGGUAAUUAGCAAUUAGCAUCAUCUUUUUCCUUA
This is a messenger RNA of Benincasa hispida (wax gourd), 1379 nucleotides long. Its product is annotated as Putative lysine decarboxylase family protein. NCBI's taxonomy places the organism in Eukaryota, Viridiplantae, Streptophyta, Magnoliopsida, Cucurbitales, Cucurbitaceae. The record is from RefSeq and is a predicted model, not a curated record.